Bacillus rossius redtenbacheri is the source of this 4977-nucleotide messenger RNA. RefSeq names its product segmentation protein cap'n'collar (gene cnc). Gene Ontology annotation, cellular component: nucleus. NCBI's taxonomy places the organism in Eukaryota, Metazoa, Arthropoda, Insecta, Phasmatodea, Bacillidae. The record is from RefSeq and is a predicted model, not a curated record. The coding region runs from base 501 to 3296 and encodes 931 amino acids. Gene Ontology annotation, biological process: regulation of transcription by RNA polymerase II. The transcript has 16 exons. Gene Ontology annotation, molecular function: RNA polymerase II cis-regulatory region sequence-specific DNA binding; DNA-binding transcription factor activity, RNA polymerase II-specific.
UGACAGUUACCAGUCGGUGGAAAAACAGCUGAGCGUAGGGUCGCGAGCGUUAAAGUUCCGCAGUUUCGUUUAGGAAGUGAGGUUAGCUUGAUUGACAAUGACUACCGUUUUUAUUCGUGUGGACGUGAAAUCGAACUGAGCUGACGCACACUGCACUGUUUAAAUAAUGCAUUUUUUUUAUGAAAUGAAAUUCAAGAUGGAUUAACAUUUUCGGCGUUUUACCUUUUUUCGACUCGCCGGUUCGUCUUAAACUGUUAAAAUUAUGGUUACAUGUCUUUUAGAAAGAAUAAUUAUAAUCCACCCAAUUUUGUGAGUGCAAAUUUUGGCUGCGGCAAGGCUUUCAUAGACAUGAUUUUAGAAAUGCAUAGCACUUUUGCAUAGAUGGUAUUGUUGCAAUGUUAAAAUGACUUCAUUGUAUGCUAAUUCGUUGUGUGCAUUGUUAAUUACAAUUACACAAAAAAUUAUUUUGGUUUAAGUCAUCUUUGUAUGUAAGUCAUUGCAUGGAAAUGAUGAUUUCCCUAAAGAAAGUUUAUUGCGAUGAGCUACUCCAGCUGGCUCUGGCUUUGAGUCUGCUGCGGGUGGACCCGAACACUUAUCUCGGGUACGACGUGCCGGAAAGCGACGAGAACAUUUACGAUUUGAACUUGGGUACGAGCUGGGCCCACGCCCCCGCGCCGGCGGUCCACUCGCGCCGGACGUACGUCCACCCGAAGAGUUUGGACGCGGUUCUGCUCAACUACGAGCGGGAGGUGUUCGAGGACUUGAACGCGCUCGGGCGCUACAACAGGAUAAACGCGCGCCGCUCGGACGUCACCGCGUACCUCCUGAACGUCGACGAGCCGCCGGCCGAAGGUGCGGGAACGGACGACGCGACCGCGCCGGGCGCCGGCGUGGAGACGGGGCCCGAGACGGUGCCCGCGCUGUUAGACGCGCCCUCUUGCAGCCGGGCGUCUGGCGGCGGCGAAGGCCCGGUCGACCCGUGGAGCGGCGACGCUGCGGACGAUCCUGGGCUGACGAGAGAGGACAUGGACCUGAUCGAGGACCUGUGGAAGCAGGACGUGGACCUGGGCUUCUCGCUGGACCUCUUCAGCGUGUCCAAGGACAAGGACGGCGAGGAGCUCGACUGCCUGGAGAAGCUGAAGGCCGAGCCCGUCCACGACGACAACCCUCCCUCCAAGAAUGAAGACAACCUUCUUUCAGAGGAUCUGGACCCCUGGGUAGGGCUCCCGUACACAAUCGACUUGGAGACCGGCGAGUACGUGCUGCAGACGGACGCCGGUGAUGAGCUGAGCGCGCCGAGCGUCGACGAGCCGAGCUGCUCCAGCAGCCAGGCCCUCGCCGAGGAGCCGCCGCCCUCGUUCGCGAUCCCCCCCUCCUUCUCCCUGGAGGAGGCCCUGCAGCUCAUCGGCUUGGAUGAGGAGUCCAGCCAGGGCAGCGCCAGCGACAAGGAGCCGCCAGAAGCCGACCGCUGCCUGCCCGACGAGCAGGGCCCGGAACCCGAGGGAGCGCGGGAAGGCGUCGUCGCUGCAGAGCCCGCGCGGGACCCGGACCCAGACAUGAUCCAGACGGCCCAGUUCCACCACCCGCACCCCCACCCCUUCCAGGGCCGCAUGCCACUGGUGCGCACAGUCAGCAUGGAGCAGCGCUGGCAAGACCUGGCCAACCUGCUGAGCCUGCCCGGGCCGCCGCCCCCCCCAGUGGAGCCCGGCCAGGUGCCGCACCCCUUCGCUCACCACCACCACCACCACCACCACCACCACCACUACGCGGGCGGGGGCGGGCCCUACCAGCCGCCGGCCGAUAGCGGCCGCGGCGUGCUGCUGCCCCCGCCCCUUGCCGACCUCAACGCCACUUCGCCCUACCCCUCCGUCGGCAUGGGCGCCUCCUCCAACCUGGGCUCGGCAGUCGCGACCUCCAUGAACCUGACCAACAGCAGCGAGCCGAUAGGGGACAGCAACCCUCCGUCGGCGUUCAAGGCCGAGGGCUCCCACGACAUGAUGUACUAUCAGAACUCGACUACCGAGAUGAACCAGACCACGGAUGGUUUCCUGUCAUCCAUCCUGAACGACGAAGACUUGCAGUUGAUGGAUAUGGCGAUGAACGAAGGCAUGUACACCAUGCGCAUGCUGGACGGCAACAACUCCAGCGGCGCGGGGGCCACGGCGCUGCAGCCCCACGAGGAGCGGGCGGACGCCUCCAGCGACAGCGCGGUCAGCUCCAUGGGCUCCGAGCGCGUGCCGUCUGUGUCCGACGGAGAGUGGAUGGAGACGGGCUCCGACUCGGGCCACACCGCGGGCGACCACUACGCCGUGGACUACCAAUCGGGCAAGUACCGGCCCUACGACUACAGCUACAGCGGGCGACAGCACUCCAGCCCGGGGGUCAGCCUCCCCGAGGUGACCAGUAGGAUGCCCCCCAUGGCCCAGAAGAAGCACCAGAUGUACGGCAAGCGAUACUUCCAGGAGCAGGGCUCAGCAGGCAGCACCACGCUGGGCAGCCACGGCGCCACACCCAGCCUGCCCGCGGCGCCCGUCAAGUACGAGUACGGCGAGGCGGCGGCCAUCCCCGGUAACACCUUCAGUGCGUCCAUGGAGGGGGCGGUCGGCCCCAAGCCCCCCGAGAUCAAGUACAGCUGCAGCGUCGAGUUCAUGAGGCACCACCCAGAGCCGAGACAGAGUCUGGACCACGUGCAGCACAACCACACGUACCACCUGCCUCCCGAGAGCAUGGGCGCACUGCAGCGGCCUGUCACCCGGGACAAGCAGAGGGGGCGUAAAUCCGAGGAAGAGCACCUGAACAGAGAUGAGAAGCGAGCCCGUUCCAUGAAUAUCCCCAUCACGGUGAGCGACAUCAUCAACCUUCCGAUGGACGAAUUCAACGAGCGCCUCUCCAAGUACGACCUGAGCGAGGCCCAGCUGUCCCUCAUCAGGGAUAUCAGGCGUCGAGGCAAGAACAAGGUGGCUGCACAAAACUGUCGCAAGCGCAAACUGGACCAGAUCCUGAGCCUGGCAGAUGAGGUGCGGGACAUGAAGGACCGUAAGAACAGGCUACUCAUGGAUCGGGACUUUCUUCUGAAGGAGAGGCAGCUUGUCAAGGACAAGUUCAGCCAGCUCUACAGACACAUUUUCCAGUCUCUGCGGGACGCGGACGGCAACCCCUACUCACCGUACGAGUACAGUCUGCAGCAGAGUGCGGAUGGCACGGUGCUGCUGGUGCCGCGCACCAACGCGUCACUACUCAUGGACACAGACACCAUGCACAGCCAUAAGGACCACGAGCACCACCGCAAGGAGUGACCGUGGACAGCUGUCUCUCCCACCAUUCAAACUGUUUUAAUGGUUGAUGAAAGAAACUAUUGAGUAACUUUUUAUAUGCAAUUCAUGUCGCUGUGCAUAGCCACACUGUCUUUUUUUUUAUAUACGAGGCCUGAACUAUGUUACAAUCGUAAACACAAAUUCUCACAGAUGUUCUUUUACUUAGCGUCAUGGCCAGCAUUAAUGAGAAAUGCACUGAUCUCUCUGCAUGUUAUUUUGGUUUUUGUUGGGAAACAAAGUUACUUUAUGUAUAGAAUUUUUUGUAGGUAUACAGAAUGUUUAUAUAGGCUAGUGUGUACUUGGGAUAUUGUAAAAACAAAAAAAGUGACUAGUUAAGAAAAGAUGGCUAUCUUUGUAUACAUGUGUGAUAAAAACAUUUUAUUGAAAGUUGUUUCCAACUGUAAUUGUUUUGUGCAUAUGCCUAUUUACUAAUCUUAAAAAAAAACUGAAAGAUAAUUUUAGAAUACUGCCUCUUCUAUUAUUAAUUGCAUAAUAUUAAAAGUGCUAGAACAAAACAGGUUUGCGUGCUGUGUAAAAUAGUAAAAAAUAAUAAUAAUAAUAAUGCGAGUUUUCAGUACUCGCCAGUAAUGUGUAACAUCUAACCUUGCUAACGAGCACAUUCUCAUCUUUUUCAUGUUGCAAAUACACGUAUAAUGCAAAAUUUGGACACAAAAUUUAAUGUAGAAUUCUUUAAAAUAAUGCUGAGCAUGAUUACAUGCAAAUUGUAUUUUCAACUAUAUUUCUGGACACAUGUCACACUUUUCUGUACUUUCGACUAGAAUUUGCUGCCAGACCAGCUACACUGACUAUUGAAUCAUUUGAUUCUCAGACAGAAAUGUUUAACUAAUAAUGUAAUGGCUCCGCUAUUUUCGACAAGUAAUUUUUCUAAAAUAAUGCCCAUUUUGAUCAAAUUCAUUAAACGGUACAUACUUUAAAGCUAUCUGUCUUUGUGAACUUUGGUUUGCGCCAUCAUUUAUACAUAUUUCUGUUACUUGACUCCGUCGCAUUCACAAAAUUUCUCCUAUCAAAUGCUGUGUACCGAGAGGCAAGAUGUUAUACAUAAAAAAAUAUUUUUAUAACAUUUUUUUGUAGAUGUGUUACAUUAACACUGGUACUAACAAGCUAAUUUUGUACCCUGAGAGUUAGUUUUAGGUAAAAUAAGCAUGCUAUGUAAGCAUUACUUUAUUCAGGUGAUUGCCUUAUAGUGGAGAUCAAGAAACUUUAUAUUAAAAUAAUUAGCAGUAUAUGAAUAAAAUAUUUUUGUAUAAAUUUUUUUAACAUCUGCAUUUUUUGUGUACAUAUCAUUAAUACUGUGGUGGAAGACUUCCCUGUUUUUUCAAAUGUGAUGGACUGACUGCUCCAGUAUUUCAUUUCACAUCAUAAUUGAAUUCUAGUUCACAUUUUACUCAAUUUACAGUUUUGUACUUAUUAAAUGAUGACAUAACUGUGAUGCAGCCAACAUAGGUUUGUUAACUUCAAAAAAUAAUAACAAUUGUUGAGUAAAACAUUUUAUGUAUGACGUUACUGUUCUUUUAUGUUGUCUGUCUCUUGUUGAUAAUAUUUUUUAAAUAUACAAAAAUUUUCACAAAUUUUUUUCUCAUAAAAAAGCCUAUGUAAAUUCUUAAAUGUACAAACAUGGUAAUAAAAAUACUUAAUUCUUGUA